AUGGAGGAGACUAAUGUUGUGAUAACUUCACAAGAUAUUCAUGAUUCUAUCAGACAAAAGCUUUCUCAGAGGUCCAAUCCAUCAUUGGGGUCAACAACUUCUAUUCACAGAGUCCACAAAAGAAUUCGCAAACUGAACGAAGAUGCUUACACCCCAGACACAGUCUCCAUCGGCCCCUAUCACCGUUCGACACAAAGCUUGCUGGCCAUGGAAGACCAUAAGUUGCAAUACCUCCAAGCAUUGCUUGAUCGAACAAGAGAGAGAACCAGUCUAGAAGAGUAUGUGGAAGCUCUCAUGGAAUUAGAAGUUGAAGCCCGUGGAUGUUACUCAGAACCCAUCAACUUAACUACAAAAGAAUUCAUAGAAAUGAUGCUCUUUGAUGGCUUCUUCAUCAUUGAAUUAUUUCGGAAAAAUUCAAAUUUUGUUCCAGUAGAUGAUUAUGAUCCAAUAUUCUAUUCCAGUUCAAGGAGAGCAAGGAUUGUUCGUGAUUUGGUAUUACUUGAAAACCAAAUACCCAUUUCGGUUCUUCAAAGAUUAUUCGAUCUAAGUAAGGAUCCUAACCAUGAUUCUCUACCACUCAUCAAAAUGGCUCUCUUUUUCUUCCAUGAUUUGAUACCACAAGCCAUGCACAAGUGUCCUCAAAAUACUAAGUCCAUUAGAGACAACCAUUUACUUGAUCUGUUAAGCUACACACUUGAUAGUUCUCUUUCAACGAUCAAGAUGCAAGGAUUGAGUACAGGACUAGAAUCUCUACAGUCCGUGACGGAGCUCCGGCGUUCCAGUGUCAACUUGAUUGAUAUAAAGUUCAAUGAAGGAGUGUUUGAAAUCCCUCAAUUAUGUGUUAAUGAUUACACAGAUUCCUUUUUCCGAAAUCUUAUUGCUCACGAGCAAUACCGUAUUGGAGGUACACACUACAUAACAUCAUAUGCCAUGUUGAUGGAUUACCUUAUAAACUCUACUGAUGAUGUGGCAUAUCUACGUGAUCGUGGAAUUAUUAUUAAUCAAAUAGGUGACGAUAUUAAGGUCUUGUCUCUAUUUAGCAAUCUCUGUAGUGAAAUUUCAAUUAAUGCUACGGACUUCUAUUACAGUGACUUGUGUGAGAAAGUGCAUGAAUAUUAUAACAGACGCAGUAACAAAUGGAAAGCUACAUUAAACAGAGAUUAUUGCAACAGUCCAUGGAAGAUCAUUUCAGUGGUUGUAGCAAUUGUAUUACUUUUUCUCACGGUCUCUGGUACUGUAUUUACCGCAUUGCGUUUCUUCAAUGUUCAUGCAUAA
This is a messenger RNA of Macadamia integrifolia, 1275 nucleotides long. Its product is annotated as UPF0481 protein At3g47200-like. The transcript is spliced from 2 exons. NCBI's taxonomy places the organism in Eukaryota, Viridiplantae, Streptophyta, Magnoliopsida, Proteales, Proteaceae. Bases 1 to 1275 code for a protein of 424 amino acids. The record is from RefSeq and is a predicted model, not a curated record.